Molecule: messenger RNA, 1572 nt
Organism: Metarhizium robertsii ARSEF 23
Lineage: Eukaryota; Fungi; Ascomycota; Sordariomycetes; Hypocreales; Clavicipitaceae
Product: Zn(2)-C6 fungal-type DNA-binding domain protein
Exons: 2
Coding region: 1-1572 (523 amino acids)
Biological process (GO): regulation of DNA-templated transcription
Source: RefSeq, a predicted model, not a curated record
AUGUCUGGAAGGAAACGACAGCGAUCUACCCAGCACACGAGAUCUAGCCCUUCGCCAUCCACGAGUAGCUCCAGUACAAUUAUUGGGCAGUUUUAUGGACUUGGGGACGAGAAUGCACUCGAUAAUAUAUUCUCGUCUCUUCCACAGACGUUUUCGAGCCUCCCACGCCCUCAUGCCUCACAGCGUCUGCAUGAACUUACUUGGGCCCUUCGUUCUGAUCACGAGAUUUAUCUCCAGAAUGACUUCUCCCGUGAACGAAGACGAAUCCAGAGAGUCAGAGCGCUUGUACCGGGCCCAGAACCUGACCCAUUCGCCUCUGAACCGCCCGAAUCGCCUCCACUCCCCCAGCAACCACCAACAAGAACAAAGGCCGAGUUUGAGUCCGCAAUGAGUAUAGCACGACAUGUCAUCGGCGAAGGCCGAAGGUUAACCAUUGAUCUUGCUCAAUCAUACGAACGAGUACAGGCUUGGCGAGAGAGAUGGGGAUGGUCACCCAUAAGUUCAGAAGCAUACGACUCUCCGCCACCAUGCUCUCCACCCCAUACGUUGCCAACGCAGCCGCUCCAAGCAUCACCAACGCCACAGACUGUCAAUUUAUCACCCAUACGGAAAUCUCUAUCCCCGGCCCCGGAGCCAAUCCCGAACCCCGUGAUACCUGGCGACCCAGCACCCUCGGCCGAAGCUCUCUUUAAUACUGUAAAUACAUUUGCGAAGGAGAACGGCUUUGGGAUUGUUCGACGGAAUCAAUACGCUUUUAAAGGGCGAGUAAUUAGAUAUUCCUUUCAGUGUGACCGCUUUGGACAACCUCGGGCUUCAGAAGGCACCGGUCUUCGAACUCGAAAGUCCCGGAAGUGCGGAUGUCAAUGGAAAAUAACUGCUGAAUCUCUAGAGGAAGGGAAAUGGCUUCUCCGACAACACAAAGAUCCAAAACAUCAUCAACAUAACCACCAACCAAGUAUUACCCCGUCUGCUCAUCCGUCCCAUCGACGUCUUACUACACCAGUUAAAGCAACCAUCGAGUCAGCAAGUCGUCGAGUGGGCAUUCGAGCCAGUGAUGUAGCUGCUAUCGUUGAAGAACAAUUUCCUGAUACGACACUCCUACGGAAGGAUAUUUAUAACACCCGUUCACUCAUUAACCGGGAGAAACUCCAUGGCUACACACCUACCGCAGCAUUAAUUAAACUUUUUCAUGAGAAGAAUAUUCCAUAUCUUGCAAAGUGGGCUGAUGAUGAUCCGGAUAGGCUACUGGGCCUCGUCUGGACUUUCCCCUACUGUUUACAAAUGUGGAAGCGCUUCCCCGAGGUUAUCAGUUUUGACAACACAUACAAUACCAAUCGAUUCAAGCUUCCAUUAUUCCAAGCUACUGGUCAAACCUGUCUGAAGACAGUGUUUAAUGCUGCAUUCGGUUCAAUAGAUAAUGAAAGGAGAGAAGGAUUUCAAUUCUUGGCAGAGAGCAUAAAAGAACUUCUUACAAAACACUCAAUUAACCAACCAGAUGUCAUUAUCACAGACUUCGAUAAGGCCAUGAAAGCCGCUCUUGAUGACCAGUUCCCAAAUCCCGACCACAACUGA